Messenger RNA from Cheilinus undulatus (humphead wrasse), 3662 nucleotides. RefSeq names its product VPS53 subunit of GARP complex (gene vps53). Lineage: Eukaryota; Metazoa; Chordata; Actinopteri; Labriformes; Labridae. Gene Ontology annotation, cellular component: GARP complex. Gene Ontology annotation, biological process: retrograde transport, endosome to Golgi. Bases 35 to 2530 code for a protein of 831 amino acids. The record is from RefSeq and is a predicted model, not a curated record. The transcript is spliced from 22 exons.
GUAUGCCGGAGAGAUCUCCGGUGUUGUUUUGACAAUGAUGGAGGAAGAAGAAUUUGAAUUUGCGGAGGAUUUGGAGGCUAUUCUGCAUCUAACCCCAGAGGUACAACUAGCCAUUGAACAGGUUUUCCCCAGCCAAGACCCUCUGGACAGAGCAGACUUUAACGCUGUUGAAUACAUCAACACACUGUUCCCGACUGAACAGUCUUUGGCUAACAUUGAUGAUGUGGUCAGCAAGAUUCGUCUGAAGAUUCGGCGCCUUGAUGACAACAUCAGGACAGUGGUGAGAGGCCAGACCAAUGUGGGCCAGGAUGGCAGACAGGCUUUGGAGGAGGCCCAGAUUGCCAUCGGGCAGCUCUUUGGCAAAAUUAAAGACAUCAAGGACAAGGCAGAGAAGUCUGAACAAAUGGUAAAGGAGAUCACAAGGGACAUAAAGCAGCUGGACCAUGCGAAGCGCCACCUCACAACAUCCAUUACAACCCUCAACCACCUGCAUAUGUUGGCUGGGGGCGUUGACUCUUUAGAAGCAAUGACCAGAAAGAGGCAGUACGGGGAGGUAGCCAACCUGCUGCAGGGAGUGGUCAAUGUGCUUGAACAUUUCCAGAAGUACAUGGGAAUACCCCAGAUCAGACAGCUCUCUGAGAGGGUAAAGGCUGCACAGAGUGAGCUGGGAACUCAGAUCCUUGCAGACUUUGAAGAAGCGUUUCCCUCCCAGGGCUCCAAGAGGCCAGGUGGUCCUAGUAAUGUGCUGAGAGAUGCCUGUCUGGUAGCAAAUGUACUGGACCCACGCAUCAAACAGGAGAUCAUCAAAAAGUUCAUCAGGCAACACCUCUCUGAGUAUCUGGUUUUAUUCCAAGAAAACCAAGAUGUGGCAUGGUUAGACAAGAUCGACCGCCGCUAUGCCUGGAUCAAACGGCAGCUGGUGGACUACGAGGAGAAGUAUGGACGCAUGUUUCCUGAGGAAUGGUGCAUGACAGAGCGUAUUUCUGUCGAGUUCUGUCACAUCACCAGGGUGGAGCUGGCUAAAGUGAUGCGAACACGGGCUAAGGAAAUAGAGGUGAAGCUGCUUCUGUUUGCCAUCCAGAGGACGACAAACUUUGAGGGUCUUCUAGCAAAACGCUUCACAGGAUGCACCUUAACGGACAUACCUGGACAAAAGAGGCCAGACAGCCCUCUUGAACCUACUAACCCUUUUCUGGAGGAUGAGCCAGGCGAGGAUGGAGGCACAGAGAAGGAUGAGGAUCUGGCUAAGCCCCGGAAGCCAAAAGCUCCAGACAAUCCUUUCCACGGCAUCAUCUCCAAGUGCUUUGAACCUCAUCUAUACGUCUACAUAGAAUCCCAAGACAAGAACCUGGGUGAGCUGAUCGAUCGGUUUGUGGCUGACUUCCGAGCACAAGGCCCACCCAAGGCAGGCACGGAGGAGGGCGGAGCAGUGCUGCCAAGCUGUGCUGACCUUUUUGUAUACUACAAGAAGUGCAUGGUACAGUGCUCCCAACUGAGCACUGGAGAACCAAUGAUUGCCCUCACAACCAUCUUCCAGAAAUUUCUGAGAGAGUAUGCGUGGAAAAUCCUCUCCGGAAACCUACCCAAAUCCAGCAGCAACAGUGGGGUUCUCACCAUCAGCAGUUUACUGAAGGAAAAAGAAGGCUCGGAAGCUGCGAAGUUCACAGUGGACGAGCUCUGUCUGAUCUGUAGCAUCCUUAGCACUGCGGAGUAUUGUCUGGCUACGACACAACAGCUGGAAGAGAAGUUAAAAGAGAAGGUAGACAAAGUCCUGGUGGAAAGAAUAAAUCUGACUGGGGAGAUGGAUACUUUUAGCACAGUGAUCUCAAAUAGUAUCCAGCUGCUUGUUCAAGAUCUUGAUGCUGCCUGUGAUCCUGCUCUAACUGCUAUGAGCAAGAUGCCAUGGCAGAGUGUGGAGCAUGUUGGAGACCAGAGUCCUUAUGUGACAUCAAUCAUCAUGCACAUCAAGCAAAAUGUUCCGAUCAUCAGGGACAAUCUGGCCUCCACGCGCAAAUACUUCACACAAUUCUGCAUCAAGUUCACAAAUUCUUUUAUUCCUAAGUUUAUAAACCACCUGUUUAGAUGUAAGCCGAUCAGCAUGGUGGGAGCUGAACAGCUCCUCCUUGACACUCACUCCCUGAAGACAGUCUUGUUGGACUUGCCCUCCAUAGGCUCCCAGGUGAACCGAAAAGCACCUGCCAGCUACACCAAGAUAGUGGUGAAAGGCAUGACACGUGCAGAGAUGAUCCUGAAGGUGGUGAUGGCCCCACAUGAACCUCCAGUGGUGUUUGUUGAUAACUACAUCAAGCUCCUGGCUGAUGGCAACCCUGAGACCUUCCAAAAGAUUUUGGACAUGAAGGGCCUGAAGCGCAGUGAACAGAGCAGCAUGCUGGAGCUCUUCAGGCAGAGGCUACCCACCCCACCCUCUGGUGCAGAUGGAGGCCCCCCUCUUUCCUUCAGUGCCCCCACCCCUGAGCAGGAGUCCUCCCGCAUCCGCAAACUAGAAAAACUCAUCAAGAAGAGGCUAUGAACACACAGGAGUAGAGAAACAGAAAAGCUGCAGGAUGAGGCUGCAUUUCUGUUAUUCAUCUCAAACAAGUGAUGCUUCAUGCAGUUAUCAUCAGACAUUAUACAAGGAGCAAAGAGCAGACUGAACUUUCUGACUGACUGUAAUAUGAACUCAAGAUGAUGCUGGAUUAUGAAGAAACUUCCUCAACUGCUACAUGCUGUUGCUAUAUCAUUUACUUCUGAAAUCUUCAUUUAUUUUCUUUCUUUUUAACACUAACAUCUGAGCUUUAUAUCAUCAGUUCAUUGUCGCACUGUUUAUUUGCACUCCCAAUACUGAAGGCCAUGCUGUUAACUAAUCUGUGAUUAUGAAGCCUUGGGUGUCCUCUGUCAGAUGAGUCUAAUCCAGGAUGAUUACAGGAAGCCCAAUCUUAAUUUAACAUGUUUUGGACAAAAUGUAUCACAUGAUUGGCCAUGUUUUUUUUUUUAUUUCAAGCAUGAUGUAACAGGUGGAAGACAGGAAGAAGAUAUUUUGAGGUUUUGAUUGUUUUCAUGAUUUGUGGCCCUUACAUGUUUUUCUUACUUUGAUUUUUGAGUGCCCAAGUGUGAGACAAAGAUCUGCAGUCAGACACACGGUUAGCUUUGGCAUGGCAUUUGAAAUCCCUCAAUGUUGACGCGAAAAGCAGAAUCCACUCAAGUCUUUUGACUUGGGAUGUUGCCCAUGGGGCAGAGGUAUGCUAUGGAUCUGUGCAGUUAGCCCAAAGUAUGACUUAAAACAAGUUUUUACGUUUUGGCAACAACCUGUCUAUCUACCCAUCCUUCCAUAUCCACAGGGCAAACUGUUUUUUGGAAAAAAAUAUCUUUAGUACAAAGAUACAACAAUAUGUUUUUUCUCAGCUUUCCUAAACAAUACAUGGGUCUUCAAGUAUUAAAGCAAAGUCAAGAACCACACAUAAGUCUGUAUAAAGAAAAGAAAAGCCAGUAGUCCUGGUAUGGUCACUCAUGUUGAUGCUAGUGCCUACAAGUUCAGUAAUUCCUCAUAAAUCAAAUGUAUCUGAAUCAUCGUUCACAUUCCUGCCUUCAGGUGUAAGAUUUUCCUGGUUUGUAUUGUCAGAAUUGUGUGUUUCACUGGCAGUUGUUGAACACUAUUAAAACAU